UGAGAGAUGUAUAUGGCAGGGAUCACCCGAUCUGAUGUAUAUGGCUGAUAGGGCGUUGAUUAGAGAGAUCAAAUAUGUUAUUUCCUCGACAAUAAUCUUAUAAAUUGAUUUCUUAUAGUUGCGUAAGCUUCAGUCCUUCAAAAAAAUAGAGAAAAACCGCCGAAUAUUUGAAACUAAUCAGUGCAUAAGGUUGUGUAAUUAUUUUAUCUAACAGUAAAUCAAACAUUGAUAACGUAAUUAAGCUAUCAGUAAUCUAGAAUGCCUAUUUUAAUACCUGAUCUCAUCUUUUUGCCGUGAUGGAAUUUGUUUAGAAUAAUAAUAAUAUCAAAAUGUAUUAUAAGUUGAUGGUUUUAAUAGUUUUUAGGUUUAUCGUCCACAGUUUCACGUUAAGUAAUAUCGAUUCACAAUUGAAAAUAAUUGGCGGAUUAUCUGUAAGAAGUAGAAGUGAUUUUCCUUAUCAGGUGUCUUUAAGGUACAUUGGACAUCACUUAUGUGGAGGAUCGAUUAUAAGCAGGAAUUUAAUACUCACAGCAGCUCAUUGUUGUUUCCAUGAGAAAAAGCUGCUGAGAAGACACAACUUGAAGGUUGUCGCUGGAGAUUUGAAUAUAAGACGUAUCUCCAAUAAAACUGAACAUAGAGAAGUAUCUGAAGUCUUUGUCCAUCCAGGGUAUAAUGAAGAACUAAUAGAAAACGACAUAGCUUUGUGGAAGGUUUCUUCUGACUUUAUUUGGAAUGAGGAUAUACAGCCUAUUGAUAUCGCAUAUAAAAAGUUUAAUGCUUAUACUCGCUGCAAUAUUUCAGGAUGGGGUGUUACGAAUACAACAAUCAACGCAGUUAGCAGUAACUUGAAGUUUGUGGAAGUGCCACUAAUAUCAAGAUCUAAGUGCCAGAAGUUCUACCCAGAAAUUGUUCGACUGAACGUUAUUUGUGCAGGUUCAACGGGAAAAGAUUCUUGUCAGGGCGACUCAGGAGGACCUUUGGUGUGCAACAAAACCGUUGCCGGGAUUGUAUCCUAUGGUGAAGAAUGUGGAAUCUAUCCAGGAGUUUAUACAGACGUAUACGCUUAUAGAUACUGGAUCAAGAAUAUGAUAAGAGCGCAAAAUUCUGGUUUACGUAUUGCUCAUAAUUAUUUCCUCAUUUUAGUUAUACUAUUUGUAUCGAUUUUCUGUCGAAUAAUCAAUCAGAUUUGAUGUGGUUUUCGUUUUUUUUUUGGUCGGAUUUUUACCAAGGUCUUGACUCUUGAGAAAACACCAACAUCUGCGUUGAUAGAUUUUUAGAAGCAUUUAAAUUAUAUGCCUGAAAAUUGAAGUAAAAACGGUUAAGGAACGCAAGUGUGCAAUGAAACUUUUUGGUGAGACCAGAUUCUAUUUUAUUUUUACCUUCAUUUUAAUAAAAAACAUAUAACUCAGUCACAUAUAAAACAUACUUAUUUUCAAUCAUGUAGAUACAUUUCACAUCUUCUGAAGGAACUGAUAAAAUCCUAAAGAAGUUAUGGAUGAAUCAUAAAUAGAAAACAAGUUCUCAGCAUUUUUCUUUCAGAGUUUUCAGCACUAAUUUAGUCAAUUCAAACUCUUCAUCUGAUAUCUUUUCUAUUACGUUAAAAUGAUCUAUGUUUUUCAAAAUCAAUAAACUGGAUGUUAUAUUUUGA
This is a messenger RNA of Harmonia axyridis, 1648 nucleotides long. RefSeq names its product trypsin I-P1-like. Gene Ontology annotation, molecular function: serine-type endopeptidase activity. The record is from RefSeq and is a predicted model, not a curated record. Bases 330 to 1190 code for a protein of 286 amino acids. The transcript has 6 exons. NCBI's taxonomy places the organism in Eukaryota, Metazoa, Arthropoda, Insecta, Coleoptera, Coccinellidae. Gene Ontology annotation, biological process: proteolysis.